GCGCGAUUCUUCGAAGUCCGCACUCCCCACCGCCGUCGCUCUCUUUUCUCCUCCGGCGCUCGCCUCCAGACUCUUGCAGGAAGCGCCCGCUGCCAGUCCACUCGUUUCGCAUUCUCUUGAGUUCCGCGCUGGGUCUUGGGGCUCUUGUUCUUCUCCCGUGUGCACCGAACACGCACCCCGCUCACAUCUACAGAGGCAGAGAGGAAACACAUCCAGCUGGCCCCAGAAAGGACUGGAUGCUGCUGGAUAAUGACUUCAUCUCAACCUCCCAGCGACCCCUCCAGCGGGGCCCCUCUUGAGCCUUCCCUGAGUGAGAGUGCGGCGGCGGCGCCGAAAUCAGCGCGCACGCGCAGUCUACAGUCGGGCGCAAAGUCUUCUUCGGCGCCAGCUGCUGUGGCGGCGAAUGCGAAGGUACCAAUUCCCCGGCAGCGAUCUGGAGUCGAGGCCCGAUAUAGUCGUCGAGUCGCGAAGGCGUGCGAAUCAUGCAGGCAGCGGAAGACCAAGUGUAGCGGUGAUACGCCUGUCUGCAGACAAUGCCGCGAGCUCAGGGUUUCCUGCCAUUAUCCCGAUGGGAUGCGAGAGAAGACGAAGAGGCAUUUAGAAGAGCUUUCCUCGAAAACUCAAGACUUCGAGCAGCUGUUGAGGGACUUGGAAAACGUAGUCGACGGUCGUGCGGCAGAGAGGAUCAAGAGGACGCUGGCUAAGCAUUCCGAAGAUGAAGGAUCGGGUCUGCAAUCUGCCAGAGCUCAGGAGCAGGCAGAAAUUGGCGAUCUGUCUCCCGCAUCGUCUAUAGGUUCGUUGGAGGCAAUUGACCGUGUGGAGGAGGAUCUCAAUCGAGGGGAAGAAGCCAGAGCGACGGGUUAUAUUGGAAAGAAUUCGGAGAUCAGCUGGAUGCAGAGGUUGCACUUGGAAGCAGAGCAGCGUUCCAAGAAAGAGCCGGGAACAGCAGAGACCGAGGAAUUCUCGCUUCCUUCCAUGAAUUACCAUCUUGAUGACAUGGAUAUCACUGUGGAGGGACCCGUGGAUCUAUACUGGAUGCCAUCACGGCCGCUCGCGAACCAGCUUUUCCAGGACUACUUGAGAACAGUGCACCCCUAUUUUCCUAUCAUCAAUCGGCCUCACUUUACCGCGCAGUUUAGGACUUUCUACGAGCAGAAUCCUAGGCCCGGUGAUAAAUGGCUUGCGAUUCUGAAUCUCAUAUUUGCCAUCGCUGCUAAGCAUGCGCAUCUCAUCCAGGCUUCUUGGCGCGGUGAUUCACGCGACCAUCUCGUUUAUUUUACUCGCGCCAGGAUCCUCAGCCUUAAUGGGGACGUGCUUUUCAGUCACCCUGAUUUGCAACAAGUGCAGGUGGAAGGCUUGAUAGCCUUUUACCUGCUUUCUUCUGAUCAAAUAAACAGGGCUUGGAGAAUAUCUGCCCUAGCUGUGCGCUCCGCUAUCGCUCUAGGAAUCAACAUGAAAAAUACCAGUGUAACUACACACAACCUCUCCAAGGAGGCGAGAUAUCGCGUAUGGUGGUCUUUGUACUCAUUUGAACAUCUACUGGGGAUAAUGACCGGUCGAGUCACAUGCAUUCUAGAUGGUGUCUCAACGGCUCCAUUACCCCUUCCAUGGGAAGAGGAACAGCUGAGCAACCAAAUUGCAACGGAAUUCCUUAGCAACCCUCAACUUCGUGAGGCUAAGAUAGGGGGCGCAGUUGCCAGCGACCUUGUUCGGUUGAUGCCGCUGAACCCCCCAGGAGGGAAAACAGCUGAGAAACAACCGAAGAAGCGAGAUGCUGAGUGGCUGCAAAAGCUCAAUCCUGGUUCCUCGCUUUUCUACUUGUACCUUGUUGAUCUUACUGUGAUUACACAAGAGAUCGUCAACAAAGUUUAUACCGCAGAUGCGGUCAAGGUGCCAUGGUCUCAUAUUGAGAACCGAAUUGGAGACCUGAAGGCUCGCAUUGAUCUCUGGUUUUCAUUGCUACCAGAGGCCAUGGACUUCACCCAUAAGGGAGAUGACUCUCCUGAAAUCGUACGGUGGAAGUUAGGCCUUGCGCUUCAAUACUAUAGCGCUCGGAUCACGCUCGGUCGUCCAUGUCUUUGUCGACGCGACGCUCAAUUCUCUGACAAGGAGACUGGCGUCUCAUUCAGUCACCGGUUAUCCAUUGUCUCUCUUGAUGCUGCUGCACGAAUGCUCGAUCUAGUGCCAGACGUGCCCGACCCGAUCGCUCUUUAUGAGAUUUCUCCAUGGUGGUCCAUCUUACACUGCUUCAUGCAGGCUACCACAGUCCUGCUGCUGGAACUCUCCUUUGGAUGCGUCCACAUCCCUGGACAGGAGAUGGAUACGCUCAAUUCCGCCAAGAAGGCAAUACGCUGGCUACAUGCGAUGUCUAGAAAUAGCAUCGCUUCUAAGCGAGCCUGGCGUCUGUGCGAUGGUACACUCCGGCGGAUUGCAACCGGAAUGGACUACGAUGUAACGGAUAUGCCGCCUUCGCCAGUCGAUGAGCCGGAGCAACCACUGCUUGGAGCUGAUAAUGUUGCCGGCACUGGUAUCGGCGGGUUGGUGCCUCCAUCCGUCGUUCCAACGUACGCCGACUGGACUGCUUCUAUGGAGCAGAGGCCAAUCGUGGCUUCUGAACCUCUACCCCAACCCACCGGGUUGGACUGGCAGCCUCUGCACCCCUCUCUCAUGGGAGGCCAGAACGUACCAGGCGCUUUCUACACCACCGAGGCUCCCGUAGCAGGGAGCAUUCACUUCCCAUACGAUCCCAUCAGCGGAGAGUUCAUCAGGUCAUUCUUCCCUAAUCCGGAGGAAGAGCCUGAAUGGGAACAGUGGGAAUGAGCCCAUGGUGCUUGUUCAUCUUCCGUCUACUGUUGUACAGCCUGGGAAACCGGGCAAAAAAACAGGAAUCACAA
Paecilomyces variotii is the source of this 2894-nucleotide messenger RNA. Its product is annotated as putative C6 transcription factor. Bases 250 to 2820 code for a protein of 856 amino acids. Lineage: Eukaryota; Fungi; Ascomycota; Eurotiomycetes; Eurotiales; Thermoascaceae. Gene Ontology annotation, biological process: DNA-templated transcription; regulation of DNA-templated transcription. Gene Ontology annotation, molecular function: DNA binding; DNA-binding transcription factor activity, RNA polymerase II-specific; zinc ion binding. The transcript has 4 exons. The record is from RefSeq and is a predicted model, not a curated record.